Tachyglossus aculeatus (Australian echidna) is the source of this 1327-nucleotide messenger RNA. It is a transcript of the gene MPV17L2, whose product is annotated as MPV17 mitochondrial inner membrane protein like 2. Gene Ontology annotation, biological process: mitochondrial ribosome assembly. Gene Ontology annotation, cellular component: membrane; cytoplasm. The record is from RefSeq and is a predicted model, not a curated record. The coding region runs from base 97 to 732 and encodes 211 amino acids. NCBI's taxonomy places the organism in Eukaryota, Metazoa, Chordata, Mammalia, Monotremata, Tachyglossidae. The transcript has 5 exons.
GGUCGGGACUGGGGUGAAGGGGCAGGCUGAAGAGCGGCUAGCGGGGAGUCGUGCCAUAAGCCGGGACGGGUACCCGGGCCCGAGUCCAGAAGCACGAUGCUGCACCAGGGCCGGCGGAUCCUGGUCGGCUUCUCGGGCUACUGGAAGCCCCUCUUCAAAGGCCGGCUCCUGCUGGUCACCAACACGAUGGGCAGCGGGACGCUCAUGGCGACGGGGGACACUUUGCGGCAGACGUGGGAGAUCCGGAACAAGCCUAAGCAAGAGCGGGACUUGGGUCGCACAGCUAGGAUGUUUGCUGUGGGAUGCAGUAUGGGUCCCUUCCUCCACUACUGGUACCUCUGGCUGGACAAACUGUUACCAGAAAUGGGAUUUAAAGGCAUCAAAAGCAUCCUGAAGAAAGUGCUCAUAGACCAGCUGGUGGCAUCCCCAGUCUUGGGCCUGUGGUACUUCCUGGGGUUAGGCUGCUUGGAGGGGCAGAGCAUGGAUGAGAGCUGUCAGGAACUGCAGGAGAAGUUCUGGGAGUUUUACAAGGCUGACUGGUGUGUGUGGCCAGCGGCACAGCUGGUGAACUUUCUGUUCGUGCCUUCCCAUUACCGAGUGAUGUAUGUGAAUGGGAUGACGUUGGGCUGGGACACCUACCUCUCCUACCUGAAGUACCGGGACCAGCUCCCCUCAAUUCCUGAGGCUGAACCCUCACCCGGCUGUGUAGCCUUGACUGCCCGCACAGACUGAAGAGCCGUCUUCAGGAGGGGCCGGGCCACGGGUGCAGCGGGGAAUCUUCCCAGGCAGGACUGAGGUUUAAUCGGCUUUUCCUGACUUCUUUGGGGAGGAGAGAAGCACUAACAGAGAAAAUUCAAAGAUUCACUCUCAACUUGUCCAGCCUCACCAUGAAGCUGGGCUGCCUGGGGGGACCUGCAAUCCCAACUUAUUUCCCUGGGGUUUUUUUAACUAGGGAUUCCCAAACACCUUACAGAUCUAGGACCAAGUGUGGCAGCUAUUGGGAUUGAGGGGGGGCCAGACCAGGGUAAAGAGCCCAAGUGCCUGGAAGGAGCCAGAAAGUCAGAGGCAGAGUCCAGCACAAGCUGGAGUCCUCAUGCCUCCCCAGCCCCUGCUGCAAGCAAGAGGCAGAAGAGCAAUGGCUUUAUCCUCCCUGGAGACUUAAGCAAGGAAGGAGGGAUGUUACAGGAUUACUGCUGGUCAAAUCAUGUCUCUGACUGCCAUUUCCUUGUUUUACGGCUUCUUGUUUCUGGGGGUGGGGAGGGAGAGGGUGAGAGAAUCUGGUUCUCCAGUAUUUUCUUCAGUGCUAAUAAAGAAUCUAAUCCAGAUA